CUAGUUUUGGGGGGCUUCUCUUCUUCUGCGCGUGAGAUUUCGGACUGCGCACUGAUCACUUUGGAUUUUUUUCUCAGAGGGGGACGCGGUUGGACUUAGUUUGUUCCUCGCGCGGCUUCUGGUCUGGACUGUGGACUUAACUGGGUCGCCUUGUGGACUACGGAGAUCCGGACGAGGUUGGUCCUUCAAGCUGGAGCGUCGUCCCCCUGCGACCCUGACUCCAACCCGGCCCACAGCGCACAGCGGGGGGUCCGGAAGACCGGGAUUAGGAGCCCAGGGGCCGCGGGAACGCUAGUCCACACCAGGGCUCUCGGGAUGGGGGCCAUCGCCGACUCUGGCGCCGUGCAAGCUUCUGGCCUCGGCCGGGGGGCAGUCGCCCUGCGGCGGGCCUGAUCCACACCUCAAGGGAGCAGGCCGCACCUUAAGGGAGAAUUCCGCACCUUAAGGGAGGCAGGCCGCUCCUGCAGGGAUCUGGCUGCACCGUAAGGGAGCAGGCUGCACUUUACGGGAGCCGGCCGUAUUUUAAGGGAUAAGGCCGCACUUUAAGGGAGUAUUCCGCUUCUUAGGGAGCCAUCAGCACCUUAAGGAUCAGGCAGCACCUUAAGGGAUCCUGCCGCACCUUCAGGGAGCAUUCUGCACCUUCAGGGAGCAUUCUGCACCUUAGGGGAGCAUUCCGCAACUUAAAGGAUUAGUCCGAAGGAGGGACCCCAUCCCAGCUCGAGGCUCCAAAACCCGGGCGGGAUCAUGCUGUCGCCAUGGUACCCGUCGCCGACGUUCCACCCGCUGCUCCGUCUUGGGCUCCUGCUCGCCUCGCUCUGCCUGGCAGCCGGCGCCGUCACCCAGCAGCACCCCGUGGUGACCACCAACUACGGCAAGCUGCGGGGCGUGAAGGUCACCCUGCCCAAUGAGAUCCUAGGCCCCGUCGAGCAGUACCUGGGGAUCCCGUACGCCCUGGCGCCCACUGGGGAACGCCGCUUUCAGGCCCCCGAGCCCCCCAUGUCGUGGCCGGGGAUCCGGAACGCCACGCUGUUUGCUCCAGUCUGCCCGCAGUACCUAGAGGACCGGUACCUGCUCAACGACAUGCUGCCUGUCUGGUUCACGGCCAACCUGGACACGGUGGUGACGUACGUCCAGGACCAGAGCGAGGACUGCCUCCACCUCAACAUCUACGUGCCCACGGAGGACGACAUCCAUGACGAGAAUGGGCUGAAGCCGGUGAUGGUGUACAUCCACGGGGGCUCCUACAUGGAGGGCACCGGCAACAUGAUCGACGGAAGCAUCCUGGCAAGCUACGGCAACGUCAUCGUCAUCACUAUCAACUACCGCCUGGGGGUGCUCGGCUUCCUGAGUACGGGCGACCAGGCGGCCAAGGGGAACUAUGGUCUGCUGGACCAGAUCCAGGCUCUCCGCUGGGUGAAGGAGAACGUCUCCGCCUUCAAGGGCGACCCCAAGAGGGUGACCAUCUUCGGCUCCGGGGCGGGGGCCUCCUGCGUCAGCCUGCUCACCCUGUCACACUACUCUGAGGACCUCUUUCAGAAGGCCAUCAUCCAAUCCGGCACGGCCCUCUCCAGCUGGGCCGUCAACUACCAGCCGGGGAAGUAUACGCGCGUGCUGGCCGAGAAGGUGGGCUGCAACAUGCUGGACAGCAUUGACCUGGUGGAGUGCCUGCAGAAGAAGUCCUACAAGGAGCUGGUGGAGCAGUACGUCACCCCCGCCAAGUACCACAUCGCCUUCGGGCCGGUCAUCGACGGUGACGUCAUCCCAGACGACCCUCAGAUCUUGAUGGAGCAGGGCGAGUUCCUCAACUAUGACAUCAUGCUGGGCGUCAACCAAGGGGAGGGGUUUAAGUUUGUGGACGGCAUCGUUGACUCCGAGGACGGCGUCUCUGCCAACGAUUUCGACUUCGCCGUGUCGGACUUCGUGGACCAUCUCUACGGAUACCCCGAGGGGAAGGACACCCUCCGCGAGACCAUCAAGUUCAUGUACACGGACUGGGCGGACAAGGAGAACCCGGAGACGCGCCGGAAGACGCUGGUGGCACUGUUCACGGACCACCAAUGGGUGGCGCCGGCGGUGGCCACGGCCGACCUCCAUGCGCAGUACGGGUCGCCCACCUACUUCUACGCCUUCUACCACCACUGCCAAAGCGACAUGAAGCCCAGCUGGGCCGACUCGGCGCACGGAGACGAGGUCCCGUAUGUCUUCGGGAUCCCCAUGAUCGGACCGACCGACCUGUUCAACUGCAACUUUUCCAAGAACGACGUGAUGCUCAGCGCCGUGGUCAUGACCUACUGGACCAACUUCGCCAAGACUGGCGACCCGAACCAGCCGGUCCCCCAGGACACCAAGUUCAUCCACACCAAACCCAACCGUUUCGAGGAGGUGGCCUGGACCAAGUACAACCCCAAGGACCAGCUGUACCUCCACAUCGGGCUGAAGCCACGCGUCCGCGACCACUACCGUGCCACCAAGGUGGCCUUCUGGCUGGAGCUGGUGCCGCACCUCCACAACAUCAACGACAUCAUCCAGUAUGUCUCCACCACCACCAAGAUCCCCCCGCAGGACACCACGCCGUACCCUUACACCAAACGCUUCCCGGGGAAGAACAACUGGCCCUCCACCACGCGGCACCCGGGGCUCCCGCCGGCCAACACCAAGCAGGGCACGGACCAGCGGAAGGGCGGGAACGACAACGGCGAUCCCGGCGACGGGUCAGCGGUGGUCAUCGAGACGAAGAGGGACUACUCCACGGAGCUGUCGGUGACCAUCGCAGUGGGUGCCUCGCUCCUCUUCCUCAACAUCCUGGCCUUCGCCGCACUCUACUACAAGAAGGACAAGCGGCGCCACGACUCCAAUCGCCGGCUCCCCACGAUGCCGCAGCGGGGCGGGGAGUGUGGCGGGAGGGGCCUCGGGCCCGGCUCGGCCGCUGCUGCCGCCGCUGCUUCCGCCAGCACCAACGAUGUGGCGCACCUGCAGAGCGAGGAGCUGAUGAGCCUGCAGAUGAAGCAGCAGCAGCAGCAGCUGCUUGAGCACGAGCACCUCCAGGAGCACCUGCAGGAUCACCUGCACCUGCAGGUGCAGCAGCAGCAGCAGCACCUGGAGUGCGGCGUGGCUCUACAGGCUCACGACGCGGCUCUGGCGCGGCUGGCGUCCCCGCCAGACUACACACUGACGCUGAGGCGCUCGCCGGACGACCUGCCCUCCAUGAUGGCGCCCAGCACCAUCACCAUGAUCCCGGGCUCCCUGGGCGGCAUGCAGCCACUGCACAACACCUUCAACACCUUCGGCGGAAGUCAGAACAGCACCAACCUGCCCCAUGGACACUCCACCACCAGGGUAUAGCUCCACCCCCGGAGGGGCCUGGAGGAGGAGGUCCAGGUGGGGUCUGGGACCGGGUGGACUAACCGACGCAGGGGGGGUUUGUAGUUGGACGCGGAGACCCUGGAUGGGGUAGGA
Messenger RNA from Gadus chalcogrammus (walleye pollock), 3456 nucleotides. It is a transcript of the gene nlgn4xa, whose product is annotated as neuroligin 4 X-linked a. The coding region runs from base 745 to 3342 and encodes 865 amino acids. The transcript has 7 exons. Gene Ontology annotation, molecular function: neurexin family protein binding; signaling receptor activity. The record is from RefSeq and is a predicted model, not a curated record. NCBI's taxonomy places the organism in Eukaryota, Metazoa, Chordata, Actinopteri, Gadiformes, Gadidae. Gene Ontology annotation, biological process: modulation of chemical synaptic transmission; neuron cell-cell adhesion; synaptic vesicle endocytosis. Gene Ontology annotation, cellular component: cell surface; postsynaptic specialization membrane; synapse.